This is a messenger RNA of Pseudophryne corroboree (corroboree frog), 5665 nucleotides long. It is a transcript of the gene MLLT10, whose product is annotated as MLLT10 histone lysine methyltransferase DOT1L cofactor. The coding region runs from base 155 to 3448 and encodes 1097 amino acids. The transcript is spliced from 23 exons. Gene Ontology annotation, molecular function: nucleosome binding; histone binding. Gene Ontology annotation, biological process: regulation of transcription by RNA polymerase II. The record is from RefSeq and is a predicted model, not a curated record. Lineage: Eukaryota; Metazoa; Chordata; Amphibia; Anura; Myobatrachidae. Gene Ontology annotation, cellular component: nucleus.
AUUUUACAGGCUGUGUUUUGAAAAAUGGCAGUUGGGAGCUAAUUGGUUGGAACUUUAUCUUUCACAAGUGUAUCUCUCUUCAAGCUUAGAUAAAUACCCCCAAUGAGUGUCUGGUGAGAAAAUAUGGAAGCCCCAGAGAAGUCUUCUUUCAACAAUGGACCUGCCAGAAACACCAAGGGAAGGACACUGGAAUUCUAUCAAAAUACCUUAUCAUUUGCAUGAGAAGAUGGUGCCCGGAGAGCUGUCCGUGACAGAGGAGGAAGAAGAGCUGACGACUAGUAUGAAGGAGAUGAUCGGAGGCUGCUGCGUGUGCUCGGACGAGAGGGGCUGGGCCGAGAACCCGCUGGUGUACUGCGACGGGCACGGCUGCAAUGUGGCGGUGCAUCAAGCUUGUUACGGCAUAGUGCAAGUGCCAACAGGACCAUGGUUUUGUAGAAAGUGCGAAUCACAGGAAAGGGCGGCCAGAGUGAGAUGUGAGUUGUGUCCGCACAAGGAUGGCGCACUAAAGCGUACGGAUAAUGGAGGUUGGGCUCACGUGGUAUGUGCACUAUAUAUUCCAGAGGUCCAGUUUGCAAAUGUUUCUACAAUGGAGCCUAUUGUGUUACAGUCAGUGCCACAUGAAAGAUACAAUAAGACUUGCUAUAUUUGUGAUGAGCAAGGGCGGGAGAGCAAGGCUGCUACCGGAGCUUGUAUGACCUGCAAUAAACAUGGAUGUCGCCAAGCCUUUCAUGUAACUUGUGCACAGUUUGCCGGGCUCCUUUGUGAAGAGGAAGGGAAUGGAGCAGACAAUGUCCAGUACUGCGGUUAUUGUAAAUACCACUAUAGCAAACUGAAAAAAGGCAAACUGGAAUUUAGUAGAUCAUUUGAUCAAAGUUUAAGUGAUUCUUCCUCUCACUCUCAGGAUAAACCUCAUGAGAAGGAGAAAAAAGACAAUGAGCCACGACAGAGGAGAGAUCUGGUUAAAAAAAAGUUUGUGUGGUGCAAAAUGCCUUUAAUAAAACAUAAAGAGAAAGAAAAGCACAGACAGAAAUCCAGAAAGCAAAUGGAGCCAUUGGCGUCAUUAGUUCCCUCUCUGACUGUGACUACUGAAAAGACCUACACCUGCACUACCAACAAUAACAAUGCAGUCACAAGCUCAGUGAAGCGUUUGGAGGAAACCGCAGCGCGGUUUACAAAUGCUAAUUUCCAGGAGGUUUCUGCACAUCCCUUAAAUAUUAAAGAUACUUUGGAGGCACGGGCACCUGAGAGCAAAGCAAAGAAGCCUGUGGGUCACAUCCCCGUUCAGCGGGGACGGAAGUCUGCUAGUGGGAGAAGCACCGCAGGACCCGCCGCAGCAACCAGCCCCUUUCAGCAAGGCAGUUAUUCAGGAACACCAAGUAGUGUUAAAUCGUCUUCUGGAAGUUCUGUUCAGUCGCCGCAAGAGUUCCUAAGCUUUACAGACUCUGAAUUGCGAGUGGACAGCUAUCACCAGCCUCAGCAGCCCCCGUUAACCAAAGAUGUACUGAAAGGGGAGCCAGGACUGCAGGAUGGGACUGUAAACAGUUUUGGCUCCUUAAUGGGCCUUCCUGCAAAUCCAGUUAUGUCUUUCCAGACCAAAAACUUUGAUGGUGUUCCUGGAGAGUAUGUUAAUUCAAGCCUUACUGUAUCAGGGUACAAGCGGGUACAGGCCUCCAUGAUGGAAGACGAUGCAGUAAAAGAGAAAAAGAGGAAAGGAAAUAGGCAAAGUAAACAUGGGCCUGGUCGGCCGAAAGGGAGCAAGAACCAAGACACUGUAUCCAAUAUGUCUGCAUCCUCUGCUUCACCAACUUCAUCUGUGGCAUCUGCAGCGGGCAGUAUAGCCAGCUCUGGUCUUCAGAGGUCCCCAACAUUGCUCAGGAAUGGCAGUCUUCAGAGUCUAAGUGUUGGCUCUUCUCCUGUCGGGUCAGGCAUAUUCAGCAGCAUCGAUGUAGCAGCAACGUUUCCCAGUGCUUUAUCUGGCUCCAGUACUCCUGUGUCUAGCUCCCAUGCACCGCAGUGUGCUACUACUCAUUUCCAGCACGGAGCCUCAUCCCCACUGCCCUUCUCAUCUACUGCUCCUGCCAGCACUACCACAACUCAGGUAAACUCUCUUCCUGGAUCCUCAGUGACCGUGACAUCAUCUCAUCUGUGCGGAAGUAGGUUGAAUCCCACCUUUUCUGUUGGACCACUUCUCGGGCCAGUCGAUAACAGCCAACGAGCAGAUCAAGAUCUCGGAGACAAUGGUCGCAGUCUGGUUGUGAGGGGAGCCUCCCCUAGAGGAAGCCUGUCUCCUCGGUCCCCCCUGAACAGUUUGUCGUCUCGCUAUGAACAGUCGGGGAGUAUUAACCCAGAAAGUGUUCUGCCAGUGGCCACCAGUAUAGAGCAGCUUCUGGAGCGGCAGUGGAACGAUGGGCAGCAGUUUCUUCAAGAACAAGGGACAAAUAGUGAUGUCCUAGGCAUGCUAAAGUCACUGCACCAACUGCAAGUAGAGAACCGGCGUCUGGAGGAACAGAUCAAGAACCUAACAGCCAAAAAGGAGCGUUUGCAGCUCCUAAAUGCACAGCUGUCUGUUCCCUUCCCAACAAUAUCUUCCAACCGAAACACCUCUCCCCAAGUGCAUUCGUACCCGAUACAGAAUGCAUCUAACACAGAUUCAUUGAAUAUCAGUAAAAGUCCUCGCCUGGGAAACUUUCAGACAGAGAGCGCUCAUCCAGCUAUACAUCAGGAACUCGCCUCAAGUAGGCAGAGCACCAGCAGUAGUUCAUCACUUUCCACGCCACCCCCUGAUAGGCACAGCCCAGCACAGCACAUUCCAGGGGUGCAGAGACACAGUGGCGUCACUAUGGGAACAUUAACCAGUGGCAUACACACAGUCACGCCAGCUCUUCCUGCCAUGCCGGGAGUGGGUGCAAUAAUUGGAGGUUUGCCAGCAAACCAGCUAGCUAUUAAUGGCAUUGUUGGGGCCCUGAAUGGAGUCAUCCAGACUCCGGCAACAUUGCCUCAGACUACUGCAUUAACGCAUGGGACAAUAUUGCCUAACGUAACCCACCCAAUUUCUUCCACAUUAACAAACAGUGCCUCGGGAUUAGGCCUCCUCUCUGACCAGCAGAGGCAGCUUCUCCUUCAUCAGCAGCACCAGCAGUUCCAGCAGCUCCUGAGUUCUCAGCAGCUCACGCCUGAGCAGCACCAUGCCCUGUUCUAUCAGCUAAUACAGCAGCAGCAGCAACAGCACCAACACCCGCAGCAGCACCACCACCAGCCAGACCUUCAGCAGCUGCAGAUCCCUGCUGCCGCUCAGUUACCCCUCAACAACCUGCUAGCUGGAGCUCAGAACUCCUCGCUCCACUCCAGCACUGUCAACCCUUUCCUGGCCAUGCACGCAGACAACGCAGCACAGAAAGUUGCAAGACUUGGAGAUAAAACGGGACCAGUUAUGCAAGAUAAGAGUUGAUUUGUGAGGAGAACGGGUUCAUACGUCCGCCUGGCACUUAGCUCUCUGCAAAUAGACGUCUUCCCUUCUGUAGCAAGGAAACCAAGCAAACUAAGUUGACUUGACAAAACAUUCAUUGUUCUCUCACCAACUCUAGAUGGACAAGCAAGACAUUGCAGUAUGUUGCGGGCCCACGGGCCCAGAGAGGUGGGAAGCGACGACAGCCUUCCAAGGCUAUAGAUAUUUAUUCCUUUAAACUGUCUUGUUGCUUUGUUGCACUGAAAUGCGGCUAUAUUAAGCCUGGGAAAGGUAAAACACUGUUUUCAUUAUGGCUGAAGUAAUGAAUGGUGAUCAGUGACUUCUGGCUGCUAAGUGGCGCUUGUUUGUAUUUGGUGCAAUUUCUGUCCAACAUUAAGCUCUCACCACUGGUCACCUAAAGGUAUUGAUGAAAUAGAAUUGUUGCCCGUCAUGUGUUCCAGCAGUUGAUGUUCGUUUUUCAGACUGAAGUAAUAGAAUACAGAGGGACGAUAAGGUUGCUGGGAGCCAUAUUGUACCAUUGAAAGUGCCUGUUGAUAAAGCUCCCAGAGCAGAAACGUGAGGCAGGACUGCAGGAGGCAUUCACAUUGCACUAGUUGCUCUGUAUGCUGUGUCACUAAAUCUGGCUGUGGUUAAUGAUUAUUUAUUUCUGAACAAUGAGUUAUGCAACCGUCUGAAUCCCCAGACAUCAUCUGUGUGUUCGAUAACCAAUAUGUUUCAAUGGCACCAUGUUAUUUUUGUUUUGUAUUUUUUAUUCUGGCAAAUGUUAGACAUGUCUGUGACAAACUAAGUCUAUAUGCCGCUUGCUAUGUUGGCAUGCAUCUUUCCAACCCGCUUACUUAGAUGCAAUUACUCACAGGACUGAGUCGCUCUGUUCAGAUCUCCCCACGGAUCAGUCGGACUCGCCGUUUGCUCAUUUCUGCAGUAUUUUGAUACUCCCAAUUAGUGGGGACCUCUCCUGGUCAGCGCAUGCUGUAAUAUCACAGAGCCUGCUGGCCGAUGGGGGAACCCAGUGAUCCAGGAGACUGGCCACUGCAUGUCCUCACUGGCUGUAUCACCGCUGAACUGAACAAACUAAAGGCGCUGAGGAAAUAGGUAAGAAAUAAUGCUGGAAAUUAAGUAAUUGGAUCGGUCAUAACCACAUAAAACCACAUUGGUUCCUUCAAGACAUUAAUAAUAGAAUGCCAAUUCGAUCGCGUUUUAGAAAAGCUGAUUCUCAUUUUUCUAGUUACUUUUUCAUUCAUACGCCAAAACUGCAGUGCAAGGAGCGGUCUUCCUAAGGCAUGUAAUGUUCAGUUCAUCCCAUCCCUCUUAUUUAUGUAAUUGUAUUGACAUCAAGGAGGAGCUGUUAGCACAGAGAGAUGCCGGAGACGGAUGAGGUUGAGGAUGUAAGCAUCUCCUUAACAAGUUACUAGUGUAACACAUGGGUGUUUGUUAUGUACAAUUGAAUCAGGGGAUUGUAAUUCACGAUGAUGGAACCACUUUCAUGAGGGGGAAGCAUUGUCAGACGUAAGUAAUGUUUCCCGUAUAAAUUCUUGGCUCACGUGAUUUAUAUCAUUGAGAGACUACUGCCUGGCUUCAUAACAUUGUGUGCACAGCUACAGUGAUUACGCAGUUGGUAAAAGGACUGCUGAUCUGUAGUUAAAUGUUUGCAUUAUUAAUGGCAAUAGAGAAACAGACCCCGCUGUAAUUUGACCUCCACUGUGUCUGACUGAGAGAACCCGUUUCUCCGGUAAUGUGUCUGCGGCACAGUUCUUACCUCAUUCUGUACAUAAGCUUUUGUGAAUCUUUUUUUUUUUUUUUUGUAUUGUUUAAAAAAUAAUAAUUCAUACUAAAACAAUAAUAUUUUGAUUUGUAAUAUUUGUAAUCUGGCAAAAAAGACAAACAAAAAAAAAUAAAUAAAUGUAAAAUUAAUUUAUUUUUAUAUUUCAGGGGGAUUUUAAAACCUUGGUAAAAUCUUUUUUGUACAUGCUCUUAUGUAAAACGCCAGCAGGGUGGUUCGGUUUUGUAGGGUCACCAACUGCUGUAACCAAUUUGUCCUGUGCUAAUAAUAAGAUGUCACAAUUCCUGGUGUACUGAAACAAAUGUACUGGAGUUUUCAGAAUAAAUUUUAAUAAUGUAUCCACAGACUGGCUAUGUUACUACAUAACUGCUGGUUUCAGAGAUUAAACAGGUUGCAGCAGCUGCUCCGCUGAUGGUUUC